Molecule: messenger RNA, 2649 nt
Organism: Ostrea edulis (European flat oyster)
Lineage: Eukaryota; Metazoa; Mollusca; Bivalvia; Ostreida; Ostreidae
Exons: 5
Coding region: 1-2649 (882 amino acids)
Source: RefSeq, a predicted model, not a curated record
AUGAAAGUUUAUCAUUCCGGUAAUUCCAAAAAGAAUACAGAAUCAGGAGUAGGGGAAACGAGGAAGCCUGGAUAUUCCAGAGAUAUGCUGAGCCUUCUAGCCCUCGUCUGCGUCAUUGCCUUCGUUGUUGCCGGCCAGACCUCUACAACUUACAGUGACCACAACCCGACCUAUUCUACAAGCACUUACAGUGACCACAACCCCACCUAUUCUACAGGUACUUACAGUGACCACAGCCCACCCUAUUCUACAAGCACUUACAGUGACCACAACCCAACUUAUUCUACAGGCACUAAUAGUGGCAACAACCCUCGCCUUGGAGGAGGAUCAAGAUUACGACCAUAUUCUAAUGCGUUGAACUUUGGGGGUGGAUCUGCUGUUGCUGCUGUUGCCGCCGUUACUGACCGACGUGCUGUCGCAUCUGCUUCAGCCACUGCUGCUGGUAGAUUUGUUAGUUUAAGAGCCGGGUUGGGUGGCGGUAUGCGCGGUAACAUGAACGGUGGUAUAGGCCGUCGCAUGGGCGGUGGCAUGGCUGGUGAUAUGGGUGGUCGCAUGGGAGGUCACAUGGAUGGUGGCAGGAACGGUGGCAGGCGAGUUGGCCAAAAUAAUCGUAUGGGCGGUGACAUGGGUGGUCACAUUGGAAGUGGCAUGCAAGGCGGCAGGAGUGGCAACAUGCAAGGCGGCAGGAGUGGCGGCAUGCGAGGUAGCAGGAAUGGGGGCAUGCGAGACAGCAGGAGUGGUGGCAUGCGAGGUGGCAGGAGUGGUGGCAUGCGAGGUGGCAGGGGUGGUCCCAAUGACGGUGGUCGCAUGGGCGGUGGCAUGGAUGGUCAGAUGGGAGGCCAUAUCGGUGGUGGUAUGCGCGGUGGCAUGGCCAAUGAUGUCGGUGGAACCGGUGUCAGUACCGGAGGUGGACGUGGCGGCACUUAUAGUGGCCACGAGUCAAGUCAUCACGGGGUGAACUUUGGAGAUGGAUCUGCUGCAGUCGCUGCUACUGAUAGAUUUGUUAGCUUAAGAUCCGGUUUAGGUGUCGGCAUGCGACGUGGUAUGCGCGGUGGCAUGCGUGGUGGCAUGGGCAGUCGUAUGGGUGGUAGUAUGAACGGUAGCAUGGGUGGUCGCAUAGGUGGUCGCAUGAGCGGUGUUAUAAGCGGUAGCAUGGGUGGUCGCAUGGGCGGUGGAAUGGGUCGUGGGAGGAAUGGUGACAUGCGAGGUGGCAGGGGUGGUCGCAUGGACGGUGGCAUGGUUGGUGGGAGGAAUGGUGGCAUGCGAGAUGGCAGGGGCGGUCGCAUGGACGGUCGCAUGGGCAAUGGUAUGCGCGGUGGUAUGAACGGUGGCAUAGACAGUGGCAUCCACGAUAGGAUGGGCAGUGGUAACGGCGGUGGUAAUGGCGAUGGUAACGGCGGCGGACACAAUGGUGGAAGCGGUGAAAUGCUGAGCCUUCUAGCCCUCGUCUGCGUCAUUGCCUUCGCUGUUGCCGGCCAGACCUCUACAACUUACAGUGACCACAGUCCACCCUAUUCUACAGGCACUUACAGUGAUCACAACCCAACCUAUUCUACAAGCACUUACAGUGAUCACAACCCAACCUAUUCUACAGGCAGUGACCACAACCCAACUUAUUCUACAGGCACUUACAGCGACCACAACCCCACCUAUUCUACACGUACUUACAGUGACCACAACCCUACCUAUUCUACAGGCACGUACAGUAACCACAACGCACCCUAUUCUACAGACACUUACAGUGACCACAACCCGACCUAUUCUACAGGCACUUACAGUGACCACAGCCCACCCUAUUCUACAGGCACUUACAGUGAUCACAGCCCAUCCUAUUCUACAAGCACUUACAGCGACCACAACCCUACCUAUUCUACAAGCACUUACAGUGACCACAAUCCCACCUAUUCUACAGACACUUACAGUGACCACAACCCGACCUAUUCUACAAGCACUUACAGUGACCACAGUCCACCCUAUUCUACAAGCACUUACAGUGACCACAACCCAACUUAUUCUACAGGCACUAAUAGUGGCAACAACCCUCGCCUUGGAGGAGGAUCAAGAUUACGACCAUAUUCUAAUGCGUUGAACAUUGGGGGUGGAUCUGCUGUUGCGACUGUUGCCGCUGUUACUGACCGACGUGCUGUCGCAUCUGCUUCAGCCACUGCUGCUGGUAGAUUUGUUAGUUUAAGAGCCGGGAUGGGAGGCGGUAUGCGCGGUGGCAUGAACGGUGGUAUAAGCAGUCAUAUGGGCGGUGGCAUGGCUGGUAAUAUGGGGGGUCACAUGGGUGGUGGCAGGAGUGGUGGCAUGCGAGUUGGCCCAAAUAAUCGCAUGGGCGGUGGCAUGCAAGGCGGCAGGAGUGGCGGCAUGCGAGGCGGCAGGAGUGGCGGCAGGCAAGGUGGCAGGAAUGGUGGCAGGCGAGGCAGCAGGAAUGGUGGCAUGCGAGGCAGCAGGAAUGGUGGCAUGCAAGGUGGUAGGACUGGUGGCAUCCGAGGUGGCAGGGGUGGUCGCAAUGGCGGUGACAUGGAUGGUCGGAUGGCAGGCCAUAUGGGUGGUGGUGUGCGCGGUAGCAUGGCCAAUGAUGUCGGUGGUACCGGUGGCAGUACUGGAGGUGGACGUGGCGGUAACAGAAGAACAAGGGUGUAUUAA